AUGCGACUGGCUAUUUAUAAGAAAAGAAUUGAAUGCCUGGCUGAUGUUGUCAAAGAAUUGCAGGAACAGAAUGAAAGAUUGAGACAGAAAUUUAAAAAAUAUAAUCAGGUUGCUCGUGAUGAUGCUAGUGGAGAUUUGAGUGAAGUAAUUGAUCAGCAAAGAUGUGAAAUAGAUGAGUUAAAUAAAAAGUUGGAGAGGGCUGAAUGUGAUAAAGAAGAGUUGAGAAAAAAUCAUAGAGAUAUUGUUGAGGAGUAUAAGAGUACGAUGAUUGAGCAAAUAAGUAAAUUUAAAAGCUGCUUACAGAAUGAGCAGUUGAAGAAUGCUGAUUUUAUUGAUAGGAUAUCAUUUUUAUCGAAGCAAGUUGAAAAUAUGAGACUUGAAAAACAAGAGGAAAUAAAUUGUGUUAAAAAAAAUUCUUAUGAUAAGCUGGAGUCGAAUAAAUGUCAUUAUGAAAUGUUACUGAAGGAAAAGGAACAGGAAGUACAGGUGCAAAUUGGAAUUGUUGGCCAGUUAAAAGAAGAAAUAGCUGCUAUGGCUGGUAAACUACGAGAUAUGGAAGAUAAAUUGCAGAUUAAAAUACAGGAUGAGAAUAAAUUACAGGAUUUACUUACUGAUCAAUAUUCGUCGAUGAAAGAAGAGUUUGUUAAAAUAAGAAAUGAAAUGGAAGCUGUUAAUCAACAGCACCAUCACUAUUUAGUGGACAAAGUAUCAAUGUUGAAAAAAAAUCUUUUUAAAGUUGAAAUAUCUAAGCACAAGCUUGCUUCUCAGUAUAAAAGAAAAUUGUUUGAACUACAGAAGGAUAAAGAGCUGGAAAUAACAUCACUGCAAAUGCAGCUGGAAGGGCAAAGAAACGAAGCAUCUUCUAUUACUUCAGACAAGCAAUUUGACGUCAAUGGUUAUUCAGAUCGACUAGAAGAGAGAUACAAAGAACAUUUGGCAUCUAGUGAAGCGGCUGCCGACAGUCAAAAGAAAAAAUUUCAACAGAAAAUAUUGGACCUAGAAAGCCAAAUAAAUAACAUAAAGAAAGGUUUAAUAGAAAAAGGAAUUUACAUCUAA
Microplitis demolitor is the source of this 1056-nucleotide messenger RNA. RefSeq lists its product as uncharacterized. The transcript has 4 exons. NCBI's taxonomy places the organism in Eukaryota, Metazoa, Arthropoda, Insecta, Hymenoptera, Braconidae. The record is from RefSeq and is a predicted model, not a curated record. The coding region runs from base 1 to 1056 and encodes 351 amino acids.